Molecule: messenger RNA, 2967 nt
Organism: Maudiozyma barnettii
Lineage: Eukaryota; Fungi; Ascomycota; Saccharomycetes; Saccharomycetales; Saccharomycetaceae
Gene: AIP5
Product: Aip5p
Exons: 1
Coding region: 1-2967 (988 amino acids)
Source: RefSeq, a predicted model, not a curated record
AUGAUUGAUGCUGCCCAAUCAUUAACGAAUGACUUAACCACUCAUACUACAAAGAAGAAAAGAAACAGAAGAAAGAAGAAGAAGAAAAAUGCCAAAAGGAAUGCUGCAAUAACUGAAACCACUGAGAAUUCUUCCGAGACUGCUCUUCCUCAGAAGGACAACUUAGAUUCAAUUUUAGUUGGCAUAGAAGAAUACCUCCAAACCAAUAGUGACGAAAAUGAAGAUGUUCCUGUAAAUAUUGUUUCAAUCCAAGGACUUAAUGAAAAAUCUAAGAAAAUUGUAAUAACAGAAGAAGACAAUGUUCCAAAUGAUAUAUCUCCAAUCGGUGAAUCUGAAGAUGAUGUUUUAGUAAAACGCACUUUUGAAGACAAUUUUACUAAGUCACAAAGCUCCGAUAACCUAAUAGAAGAAAAUAAAAUUGAGGAGAAUAAAGAAAACCACAUUUCAAACAAUAAUAAAAUUAUAAAACAGUCUAUAAUAAAAAUAUUAGAUGACGAUAAAUCAAUCAAGAAACCUAUAUUAGGAAGCGACUUAUCUACAAAUAACGAAACCAACCAUGAAAGUAAUGAUAAUAUCUUCGAAAAGGGUGAAGAACAAGAUAAUAAAGGUGAUAACGAUGAAAUCCUACAUAUUGCCGUCGAAGAAGCAGAUAAUACAGAUAACGGUGAAUCUGAUAAAACAGAAAAUAAGGUGGACACAGUUAGCGAUAAAGUUAAAGAGAAGGAAGAAGUUAAUGAUAAAGAUACAAUUGAUUUACUCUGUACGAUCUCAAAUGAUGAGGUUGGAAAAGUGACAUCUGAUAACUCUGAAGACAACCAAGCUAACAUUGAAAUAUCUGCAAAAUCCUCUGACUCAGAAUCUGAAUCACACCAUAGAGAGGAGACUAAUGACGAAUCGGAAAAUGUAGUAGAGAAAGUAAUCGAAGAAGAAAAGUUACCUGUCGUCUCUAAUGAGACAAAUGACAACAAUGAUGAUGACAACAUGCACGAAGACAUACCAAAUGUUGUAACUUCACUAGAUGAUACCAACGAAAUCCAAGAGGACAAUAUAAAUUCUCUUACAAAAAAGGAAAAUGAUUUGGCAGCUGAUCCUAAUAUAAAUUCUGAGAAAUCCGACUCUAUAAAAGUUGGUGUGACUGAGGAUGAACCGGAAAAGACUAACAUAUAUUCUACCGUUGAUUCACUAGGUGAUGACAUUAUUGUCAAUGUAAGACAUAACAUCGAAAUCCAGAAUCCGAACAACUCUAACGAAGUUAAUACUACCGAUGUACAAAGUUUGAGAGCGUCAAUUUUGGAUGAUGAUUCUAAAGAUGCAAAAUUGGAGACUGAUAAACAGAUUAUAAAUAUAGCAGGAAUUGAUAUUGAUAAAGAUGUAGAAGUCAAGAAGCAACCUACUUUAGAUGAAGAUGAAACAAACUGCCCAAAAGAUGAUAUUGUUUUAAUUCGCGAAUCUGUUAAAGAAUCAUUUCCAGAAACAGAUUUUGAGAACUCGAUAAAAGAGAAGACACCAGCUUUAGAUUAUUUGGACGAGAAAGACAAAACUGAAAUUGUUCCAGAAGUACAAAAUGACAAACUAAAUAUUAAUAGAUUGACUGAUAUCGAUGUGCAAGAAAAGACAGAAGUUCAAGACAAUGAUAUCGAUGACGUUAUCAAAACUGAUACUUUCCACAAAAAUAGUGACCUUAAUACAAUCGUGAAGGAUGAUACUAAAGAUGUAGAAAAGGAAAAAGGAGAAACAGACGAGGUUAAGACCGAAAAUGAUAUUAAACAAACUACUGAGAAUGACAUGAUGAAUACUACCUCAGAAUCUACCAAUAUAGUUACAUCAGGCGACGAUAAAAAAGAAGUCGAUGACACUACUUCUGAAAAACAUGUUGAUAAUCCAAUUACUAUAGAUAACACUAAGACCGAAGAUGAUGACAAGAAAAUAAGAACAACAAUUACCGAGGAAGAAACUAAUAAUGAUGUAGAUACAACAACUGGUGUUAUAGAAAAGAGCGCCACUAAAAACGAUAAAAUGUUUUCUGAAAUCAGUACCGCAGAUAUUGUGACUACUGAGAAUAUUGAAGAUACUCAAAUUAUGGAAAAUGAGUCCCAGCCUUCUACCAAUACCAUUGGGUCUGAAGAAGAGGAAGUCAUUGACGAGGAAGAAAUUGAUGAGGGAACAAUUGAUGAGGACUCUAAACCAUUAAAAACUUAUAAUGAAAAUUGUGAGACAGAAAACAUCGAGGCGGCACCAAAAGAAGAAGCGGACGUGACUAAAGAAGAAAAGGAAGUGAAAGAAGUUGAAACCAUUGAUAAAGGAACAGUUCUCUCUGAAGACUUACAAGAAGAAAUUGUGGAAACCGAAGAGACAUAUGGUAAUACAGAAACAACUGGACGAGAUACUGUUGAAGGACUUGACCUAGGUCCUGGUGAAGCAACUACAGGUUUAGAUCUCGGUACAAGCGACGCAGCAAUUGAAGAAGAGAACACUAACAUUGAUGUAGCUGCUCCAGGUGGUAAGAACAGCCUGGAUGAUAUCCUUGCAGAGACUGAUGCAUUCUUAAAGGAACUAGACUUCGUAGAUGAUUCUGAACUUAAUAACUUAUUAGAAUCCAUGGAACCUAAUAAAAGCAAAACCAAUGUAUCUACCAAUGAUGUGGCUAAUACUAUUAAGAAAAGUGAUAUACGCAAAUUAUAUGAAAACGAACCUGUUUACAUAUAUACUUCUCUAGCAGGGGGUGGAUUCCAUAUGAUUCCACGUACAAAUCGUCUAGCGACAAUAUUACAAGCCAAUCAAAUUAAAUUUACUUAUAGAGAUCUUGGUACUGAUGAUGCUGCAAGAAAAGUAUGGAAAACUCACAGUCGAGGACGUACACUACCUGGUGUAGUGCGUGGUGCUAAUGAUAUCAUUGGCAACUGGGAAGAGAUUGAUGACUUGAAUGAGGAUUACAGAGUACACGAAGCCAUCUACGAGACAUUAUGA